Molecule: messenger RNA, 2425 nt
Organism: Prinia subflava (tawny-flanked prinia)
Lineage: Eukaryota; Metazoa; Chordata; Aves; Passeriformes; Cisticolidae
Product: STING ER exit protein-like
Biological process (GO): endoplasmic reticulum membrane organization; endoplasmic reticulum to Golgi vesicle-mediated transport
Source: RefSeq, a predicted model, not a curated record
CAUGGUGAAACUAACAACCCUGAAAAAGCAGGCGCCUCCAUUCAGAAAGGAACAAAGGAUUUUCGGGAAAGCCUGCAGCCUUCUCAAGUACCGGGAGGAGACCUAUCAAGAUAAGGUGGCACAGCAACUCACACCUUGGUUGCCACCUUCACAGACUAUCAAGCAACAUCAUCCAUAUCUCGAUCAUUCAUCAACCAUAAGGAUCUAUAGAAAUUGGACAUUAACAUAUGAACUGAGAAAAGAACUCUUUUCAGCCUGGUCGGGGAAACUCCUGAAUUUGUAUAGCUAGUCGGGAAACAAUGGGAAAUAUGGGGAAAUAUUGCCGAGAACAGAAUAAAGUGUAUAAAAACCAAACCCCGAACCGGGCAAAUUUGUGAACCGUUGGGGGAGAUAGCAGACUGCCAGGCUCUGUAUCUCACGGUUCACCCUUGGCAUUUUUCCAGGAAAAACUCUGUCAAGUUUCUCUGCUGUUGGUGGGUUUAUCGAAAUUCUGUGAUUCGAUCUUUAUUAAUAAACCAAAUUAUUAUUUUAAUUGGAAUAUCGUAUUGGCAUUUAUAACACCACCUACUGUGAAGAAAAUUAACGCCAUCGCUGUCAAAACCAGCACAACCUGCUACACUGCAUUUUCUGCUUCCCCAGAGAGUGUGUUCCAAGGGAAAAAUAAGCUAUUUUCUAUGUUGCUUUAACACCUUUUGGAAAUAAAGAAUCUCUCCACUGUCAUGUAAAGUAGGUUGGCUGGGCUCUGUUUCUCGAGUUUAUCCUCAUCUGUAAUUUCAUAUAAUCCAGCUGUGUGGGGAGGCGGCUGAAGAAAGACAUGGGAGAAAACCCAGUGAAAGAGUUAACAUUGUUAUCACAGCCGCACUGCGAAUCUGCCGUUCCGGACCUUUCCCGUUGUACCAGCCUGUGCAGUAAGAACAGUGUGAGCUCUGGGUGCUUGUCAAGAAGAGCCUUGUCCAGUGUCCGGCCAUUUGAGGCACAGGAGAGCCGGGAGUCGCCUGGCUCUGCGUUCUCCCGGAGCCCCGCGGAGCCGCCCCGGCGGGCGGGGCCGGGCGUGCGGGGGCCGGGCCAGGCGGCUCCGAGCUCGCCGCCGCCAUGCCCAAGGUGGUGUUGCGAUCCAUCGUGUGCUCCGACACCCGUGACCGCGAGGAGUAUGACGAUGGGGAGAAGCCACUGCACGUCUACUACUGUCUGUGCGGGCAGAUGGUGCUGGUGCUCGAUUGCCAGCUGGAGAAGCUGCCGAUGCGGCCGCGGGACCGCGCCCGCGUGAUGGACGUGGCCAAGCACGCCCAUAAGUUUUGCAACGCCGAGGAAGAGGAGAGCGUCUUCCUGCGCAGGUGUGGACUGCUGCUCUUUUAUCAACACCAACAGAAAAAUGCUCCUGUGAUGUUCAUUGUUGAUGGUGCUGUGGUCAAAUUUGGCCAGGGUUUUGGGAAAACCAUAUAUACUGAGAAACAAGAACCUCCUAAAAAGGUGAUGAUGACCAAACGGACCAAAGACAUGGGCAAGUUCAGUUCUGUCACAGUCUCCACAAUUGAUGAAGAGGAGGAGGAGAUUGAAGCAAGGGAGAUUGCAGACUUGUAUGCACAGAAUGCAAAAGUGAUUGAGAAACAGCUGGAACGCAAAGGCAUGAGCAAGAAAAGGCUACAAGACUUGGCUGAGUUGGAAGCCAAGAAAGCCAAGAUGAAGGGAACCCUGAUUGAUAACCAGUUCAAAUGAAAUGCCAUGUAUCUGCUGGGUAUUCAGAGACAGGAGAAAACUACCAAGAGCUAUCAUAAUUCUGUCAACAAAGCAGAAGUGACAGACAAUGUUCAAGAGUUGCACUGUGCUGCAACCAGCUUGGAGGAUGAGAACCUCUCUGUAUCCCUCUGUAUAAGUGAUACUCUGUGUUGUCGAACCCUGGAAAGACUGGGGACUAGAGUAACGUGAGACCAAACCAGUAUGGUUUCCAGCACGAACUCCGCUUUAUUCCGCGAGAUGGCCGGUUAAGUACAGAGCAGAUAGUUUACAGUAGCAGGUGCAUUGUGAUAGGCAGUGAGCAUGCAGAAGUAUGUAAGCAAUCUAGGAUUAAGGUGGCUACGGAGAUCUAGUGCCAUUACCUCCAUGCUGCGAGUGGCCAUACCUUAACACAUACCUAGCAGGAGAUAAGUUUAUCUGCUACUACGUAUGCGGAACGUUCUGCGGCCUACUAGGCCCAGGCCUGAGGCCUAGUUUGGCCUAGUCUGGAAUAGCUCAAAUGGUAUCUGUGAGCAUAUCAUGCCCACGAUACCUGAGAAACUCGGCCACAGUUCCCCCUUUUUCUUUUUGGGCUAUCCAAACUGACGUUAAGGCACGGUCAGCUAAUUUGCGCAUGCAUUGUAUCAAGCAAGGCACUAUUGUCAAAACUACUAUGACAGCAAUAAAGAUCAUUAUACCAAAACGAAUUAAA